Molecule: messenger RNA, 797 nt
Organism: Drosophila novamexicana
Lineage: Eukaryota; Metazoa; Arthropoda; Insecta; Diptera; Drosophilidae
Product: zinc metalloproteinase nas-4
Exons: 2
Coding region: 1-735 (244 amino acids)
Biological process (GO): proteolysis
Molecular function (GO): metalloendopeptidase activity; zinc ion binding
Source: RefSeq, a predicted model, not a curated record
AUGAACUUUCACAAAUUUUCACUUUUGGUCUGUCUGCUUUACGCCUUGGACACUAGCCAGGCGCUGUCGACAGUUCAACAUGAGGCUCUGUCAGAGGACGAUAUGCGUCUCACGCCAGACCAAUUGGACCACUUGGAGGGCAACGCAAAGUCACGCAACGUGAUGCUGUGGUCGGGCUACUACUGGCCCAAAAAAGAACUAGUAUACAGGAUCGAGGGGCUAUCUGCCUCUGACGUAAGGUUAAUUGAGAGAGCCAUGUCUGGAAUUUCAUCCCAGACUUGUGUGCGCUUCCGCCGCACAUAUAAUCAGAAUGAGCCACAGGUUGUUAUACAAAGGAAGGAUUCAGGCUGUUGGUCCAAUGUUGGUUAUCUAGGCAAACGUCAGGAACUAAAUCUUGGUAAGGGUUGCAUGACAACAGGCAUCAUACAGCACGAGCUACUCCAUGCUCUCGCCUUGCUGCACAUGCAGAGCGAUCCCAAUAGAAACAAGUUCGUUAAGAUCGCCUUUGAGAACAUCGAAUCUGGCAGGGAGAAUAACUUCGCCAUCUACAAUUCAAAGGAUGUCGGCGACUUUGGACUUGGCUACGAUUAUUACAGUCUAAUGCACUAUGGACCCUAUGCCUUCUCAAAGAACGGCAAACGCACCAUAAUUCCAUUACAGAGUGGUGUCAACAUUGGUCAGCGUAACGGCCUUAGCCCCAAGGAUAUUUUAAAACUGAAACGCAUAUACUGUUGAUUGCAUAGACUUAAGAAACUCUCGAAAGAUUCUAGCAUUAAAUAUAAUUUUAACUACAACAU